GGGGAGGGGGGAGCAAAGGACGGCACGCACAGACAGAGACAGGCACUCUCAUCAGUGACGGGCUCACCAGCUGCGUGGACAGAGCUGUGGUGCAGGAGGAGGAGAAGCGGUGCGGCGGGGAGAACAAGCUGCUUGGAAACCCGGCACACAAUGCAAGAGACCACGAGAGAGGGAAGGGGAACAAAACAGAGGGAGACUGCUGAGGGGAGCGAAGUCGUUCGGAGCAGUGAGAGGGAGGAAGCUGGAUGAAACUGACAAGGACACAGAGGGAGGAAAGCACACAGAAAUGCCUUUCCUGCCGUAGUAGAGAAGCGUGUACAAAGUAGAAAAGAAGACAAGAAGAAGAAGGGAGAAGAGAAGGAGCCUCACAGGAGGUCAAGCUUUUGAAGCUUGACUGACACAACAGUGAAGAGGAGGAGACUCAUGAGGGCAAGUUGAUAUUUUUGAUUUGGCGGAGUAUUUUCAGAAGGAAUACUGAAGGCAAGAAAAAAAACAAUUGAAAUCAGAAAUGCUGUCUUUCAUUUGAGGAGGAGAAAAAGAGAGAAUAACAGGAGAACAAUAAAUGGGGGGAGAUGUUGCGAUCAGAGUGUGACAGAACAGAUUAUCUCUGGUCCGGUCUCCCGCAGGAAAACUGCUGUGAGUGUAUGUACGUGUAUGCGCGUCAGUGCCUCCUCCAUGUGAAAGUGUAUUGUAGCGUGUCCGUCACUGUAGCUGUGGUGCUGUAAAGCUCGCCUGCUACAAGAUCAAGUCACCCCGUGAUAAUCUGCACAACCUUAAAACAGUGUUUGAAGCCAAGUGGGAAAAGAGACAAGGAGCAGACCAGUCGAGGGAGUAAAAGUGAGGCUGCAAAGUGGGACAGAAAAUAAUGAGCAGAAGAGAGUUUUGUGAAAUCCAUUUAAACUCAUACUAACUGAUUGCUGCUUCUGGCUGCCGAACAACUUUGCAAACCAGUGAAGCCAAAGAACACGCACUUAACCCGAAGAAGAAAAAACACAGCAUCGGACCAAGGCAAGCCAGACUCUACCACACCAACCGUUCUGCUCCACUAUGGUCUUAUUAUUUUAAUUACCACCAUUUUAUUUGUUUUGUUCUCUGUGCUUAGCCCUUAGUAUUUUGUAUUCCAUCCUCCUCUCUGCCUCUCUCUCUUCCCCUCCCUCCUCCUCUUGCCUUUGCUCUCUCUGUCUCAUCCUCUCUUGUUCACUGUCACACGGGGAAUGCUGGAGUCACUCAUGUAGAAGCCACCUUGGAGCACAUUUGCCGAGCUGUUUUUCUUUUUCCUUUUCCAUGUUGAGUUGAGUGAUAGAGGCACUAUCACAUGGAGUGACCAGGAGCGAUAACCAACAAGUAGCUGUUCAUCAGAGCUCCUGCAACUUCAGGAGAAGAGGACUUGAAAACACAGCUAUCAGAGGGGGGUACUGCUAAGUGUGCAUACAGUGUAGUGUAUUUAAAUUUCAGACUUCAUGGGUCAUUACUAUUGGUGAGGCCAAACACAUAUCUUGGUGUGUAUUACAGUAGUGAAAUUAUCCUGGAGCUACAUGUGGGCCCCAGCCCCUGAGGCCUGGUUGGGAAAUGAAGCCUUUCCCGUGGCUGUAGGAGCGCUGUGGGCAGCUAUGGCCCUGGAGGGGCGCUGUCUCCGGCGGGGAUCCCCAGCUAUGAUCAGAAAGGCCUGUCAUCGGCAUGCUACAAAGCCAUCUCUGGCUCGGGUCACUUCCACUUUGCUGUCAAGGACACGUCUGCAUGGCCUGAGGCAUGUUUGUGUCCCUGGUGGAUCAGUGGGCCGCAGGGCUUUCUGGCUGCUAGCCCUCUGCACCUCCCUGGGGCUACUUUUAUCCUGGUCCUCCAAUCGCCUUCUCCACUGGCUUUCUUUCCCCACAUACACACGGGUCCACGCUGAAUGGGCAAAAGAACUGGCCUUCCCCACCGUCACUAUCUGCAACAACAACCCUAUUCGUCUCUACAAACUCACCAAGAGUGACUUAUAUUUUGCCGGCCACUGGUUGGGGCUGCUGUUGGCUAACCGGACAAUGAGGCCUAUGGUUCUGGACUUGCUUCAGGAUGACCGUCAGGCCUGGUUUAGGAAGCUGUCAGACUUUCGACUGUUCCUGCCACCCAGAGACUUUGAAGGAACCAAUCUGGAGUUUAUGGACAGACUGAGCCACCAACUGGAUGACAUGCUGCUUUCAUGCAAAUACAGAGGAGAGCCCUGCGGAGCUCACAACUUCUCUUCUGUGUUUACGAGGUAUGGGAAGUGCUACGUGUUCAAUGCUGCAGAAGAAGGGAAGACACUUCGCACCACCAUGAAGGGAGGGACAGGAAACGGCCUGGAGAUCAUGCUGGACAUCCAGCAGGACGAGUACCUGCCAGUGUGGGGGGACACAGAGGAUACAGCCUUUGAGGCAGGUGUGCGGGUGCAAAUCCACAGCCAGGCAGAGCCCCCGUUUGUUCACGAGCUGGGCUUCGGUGUGGCCCCCGGCUUUCAGACUUUUGUAGCCACACAGGAGCAAAGGCUGACCUACCUGCCUCCCCCGUGGGGAGAGUGCGAGUCGAAGCCUCUGGAGUCUGGAUUUUUUCAGGUGUACAGUGUAACCGCCUGUAGGAUUGACUGUGAAACACACUACAUUGUGGAAAACUGCAACUGCAGGAUGGUGCACAUGCCUGGUGACGCUCCAUACUGCACGCCGGAACAGUACAAGGACUGUGCUGAGCCUGCUCUCGCUAAACUCUCGGCCCUGGAGAGCAGUAGCUGCAUGUGCAGGACUCCGUGCAACAUGACCCGCUACAACAAAGAGUUGUCCAUGGUCAAAAUUCCCAGCAAGACCUCGGCCCGCUACCUGCAGAAGAAGUUCAACAGGACAGAGAAGUACAUCUCAGACAACAUUUUGGUGUUGGACGUGUUCUUUGAGGCUCUCAACUAUGAGACCAUUGAACAGAAGAAGGCCUACGAGGUGGCAGGAUUGCUGGGUGACAUCGGCGGUCAGAUGGGUCUCUUCAUUGGAGCCAGCAUCCUCACCAUCCUAGAGCUGUUUGACUAUGCUUACGAGGUGGUAAAGGACAGGAUACUGGAGUUACUAAGCCGAGAGGAGGAGGAGGAGAGUCACGGAGAAGAUGUGAGUUCCUGUGACCCAGUGGCAAACCACUCUGAGUCCAUCAGUCACACUGUGACAGUCCCCCUGCAGACGACGCUGGCCACUCUGGAAGAAAUUGCCUGCUGAGUCCCUCCCCCUCUCCCUCAGAGCCACACAUGUCCAGAGGCUGCCUCCACUGGGUGGCGCUACGUCAUCGGUUACAAUACCGAAACAUGCAAGAACUUAACAGGAGGAGGGGAAGAGAAAAGGACAGGAGCAGGGGUCAGUCUGAGGACAGCGCUGUGCUCUGUCACACCGCUCUAUCUGAGGCACUAAUGGGGAUUAAAGAGCUGUCGGCUGGACUUAUCAGCCCUCUCUGUCUCCCUGUACUGGACCGGAGUGGGAGGGUGGCCUCCACUGUACCAGACGUACAGUGGAAUCUGAGUCUCCACAGAACACGCACACAGAACAUCCCAGACUUGGUGGGGGAACCAUCCAAACAAAAGGGGGCUCCUCCCUGUGCAGCAUAUCUAUGUAACAAACACAUUCAUAUGUCGCUCACUGCCAAAUGAACUGUACAAAUAUUGGUUCUGAACUGUCCAAAUUGCAUGCGUCAAUCUCUCUUGUUCUCUCUGCUGAUGCAUACGUUGGACUGCGAUGUUGCUUUACUGUACAUGUGUGCCAUUUUGUCUCUUUCUCUGCAGGACGGGCCCGUCACAUGGGCCCAGGUGAGAUCACGGACUUUGAAUGUACAGAUUGAACAUAAUGGUUGUGUGGAAAACCAUAGUUCAGGUGUGACCAAUCCAUCCCUGAUAAUCGAAUCUAAUGAAGUGAAUUUAAUAUUUCGUAGUUGACUGUGUUGCAGUAAAAAGGGUUGGUGACCUAAAAAAACAAACUAAUUGAAGAUGUUACAGCCUGCAUUUUACAUCUUACUUUCACCCGUUUCACUUGAAUUAGUUCACAUGGCACUAAUUCUUUAUAAAUGUCUUUAAAAGGGAUGUCAUACUCCUAUUUUUAGUUUAUGUGGGUGCAGUAGUGUCGCUCCUGACCACAGCACCCACCUUAGGCCCUGCUCGUACCUGGUAUUGUCAUGUGUCAUUUUGAGUGACCACCUGUGACUCGGCUUCACAUUACUGCUGUAAGCAAAGACCACAUGAAGCGUUGCUUGUAGCCAUCCUGACUAACUAUUGGACAUUUCAACUGGUCAGUUUGUUGAUUUGUUUUUAACUGACUGAAUUUGAAAAACACUGAAGAUUUGAAUAGAAGGAAUCAAUUAAAAAAUGUAAUUUAAAAAGAAAAAUCCAAUUCCACGCAGGUUCACAAGGGCCUUUCUUCAUGGAGUCUGCAUGUUCUGCCCUGUGUGUGCGUGAGUUUUCUCCAGGUUCCCUGGUUUCCUCCCACAGUCCAAAAACAUGCAGAUUAAGUAAAUUGGAGACUUUAAAUGAAUCAUAGGUGUGAGAGUGGAUGGUUGUUUGUCUCUAUGUGUCCCUGUGAUGGAUUGGUGACCCCGCCUUUCGCCCCAUGUCAUCUGGGAUUGGGACCAGCGCCAACCCGGUAGAAGAUAAAUGAAUGAAUUAAAAUCCAACUCUUUAGUUUGUUUUGUGAGUGAAACCCUGAGAAACUUAAAAAAAAAAGAAAUGUAGGGGCCAGAGGACACAUGUCCUUUACUAUGACCCAGGACACGUUUGCAAUCACACAGCUAAAAGAACGCGUGUCGCAGACACUUUGUGAGUGCUGCACGUAGAGCUGUCCACUCAAGAUUGGACGUUAAUGCCGGUCUGAACAGGUCAGUGAGGCAGAAUCUUUAUUUGGCAGCCUGACGGGAAACCACGUACCAAACUGUGCAGUCAAUUAAUAUUCCAAGGGUAUUGUAUAAUCAUUAUUUCCUUAAGAGAAUGUCAGGCUGUUGUUCUGGACGGCUCCCAUUGUUUUCACAAGAAAGUGCUAAGGUAUAAUAAUAAUAAAAAAAAACAUCAUUUUAAAAUGGCUACAAAAGCACCAGAGGCUGGUUCAGCCAGGUUCAUGUAUAUGUGUGUGUGUGUGUGUGUGUGAAGUGGGUACCACACAGUCAUGCCUGAAAUCUAAUCGAAAAUAACUUUGGUAAACAAAAGCUCCUGGUGCAGGAGUGUCUGUCACAUUUUUAUUACUGUUAUUGUUUCUCAGUCUGCAGCUCUCACUGGGGGAAAAUGUUACCUCACAGGCAGUAACGUACUUUCAGUUUGGUCUCAUGUCGAGUCAAAAAUGAAGGACCAGGUCUCCUUUUCACUGUCCUCUGAAUCAUGGCUUUACACCAAAAGCUUGUGUGAGAACAUUUGGACGAUCUCGUGUUAUUUGAGUUUCUGUGUUUCAGUCCAUGAUCAUCCUCGCAUGGUCUCUGUCAUCAUGGUAAUGUGCGUUACAGAUAGGAAUGAGUUCAAGUGCUUUGUGGGACUGUUUGGAUUAUGAUUUGCCAUCUGUGGCUCAACCUGCUGUCUCCGUGUGUUAUCUCAUGUGGCUUCAGACGAACACGAAUCCUCGGCCAACCUGCCCUGAGUGUGAGACGAGCGCGUCUCAUUUCUCCCGGUGGCAGAGACACUGGCUGAUUCUUCUCGCUACUUUGGCUUCAACUGUUACCGCAGAGCAGCGUUUUCUCCUCAUUGUGUGAUGCCGCAUUCAAUGUGUGUUUUUAAUGUGGAACAAUUAAAUGAAAAAAGUUUGUUUUGCA
Messenger RNA from Solea solea (common sole), 5769 nucleotides. It is a transcript of the gene asic2, whose product is annotated as acid-sensing (proton-gated) ion channel 2. Gene Ontology annotation, molecular function: ligand-gated sodium channel activity. The record is from RefSeq and is a predicted model, not a curated record. Gene Ontology annotation, cellular component: membrane. NCBI's taxonomy places the organism in Eukaryota, Metazoa, Chordata, Actinopteri, Pleuronectiformes, Soleidae. Gene Ontology annotation, biological process: sodium ion transmembrane transport. The transcript has 10 exons. Bases 1536 to 3212 code for a protein of 558 amino acids.